GCAACCUGGCAUGCCAAAUGUUUGUGCUGACCAGGAGAUGUAUAUGAUGGGCGGCCGCCAGCCUUGUGUCCAGGCUUUCUCCCGCAUGGUAAAGGUAUGGAAACAAGGCUGCACAAGCCACAAGUGGUGCGUUGGCUAUGAGAGGAGGACAGCCUACUACACCACGUACAGACAAGUGUACAACAUGGAUUUACACACUGUCUAUAAGUGCUGUCCUGGCUGGACUCAAAAGAAUGACGAGAUGGGCUGUCUACAUAAUGUGAAUGAAUGUGAGGUGGGCGAAGGCGGCUGCGAUGGCUACUGUUGCAACACCAUCGGCAGCUACUACUGCAAGUGUCCUGAAGGCAGCAGACUGGGGCCAGAUGGCAAAUCCUGUCACGACGUAGAUGAAUGCGAGGAGCUCAAUGGAGGAUGCCAGCAAACUUGUGUCAACACGCGGGGCUCCUAUCACUGCGAGUGCAGCGAGGGGUUUCGCAUGCACACCGAUGGUCGGACCUGCAUUGCCGUGAACUCUUGCUCAGUGCUGAAUGGCGGAUGCGAGCACAAGUGUGUGGACAUGGGGAACAAUCACUACAAGUGUGAGUGUCGGAAGGACUACCAGCUGAGGAGGGAUGGAAGACACUGUGAACUGAGGGACCCCUGUGGAGAGAGGAAUGGCGGCUGCGCCCAGCUGUGUCUCUCUGAAGAGGGCCGAGUUCACUGCAGCUGCAGACCCGGCUUCAAACUGGCUGGAGAUGGCAAGGACUGUGAAGACAUCGAUGAGUGCAGUUCCGGCCACGCCAAGUGUUCUCACGGCUGCGUCAACAUGCCGGGCUCCUUCAGCUGUUUGUGUCAUCCGGGUUUUGAACUUGGCUCUGAUGGGAAACAGUGCUACCGCAUUGAGAUGGAGAUCGUGAACAGCUGUGAGAAGAACAAUGGCGGCUGCUCUCAUCAUUGUGAGCACACCACCAAUGGCCCUCUCUGCUCCUGCUACCAGGGCUACCACCUCGAGCAGGACAGGAAGACCUGUGUGGACAGUAAUGAGUGUGUCAGUGGGGAGUCCUGCUGCAGCCACGUCUGUAGAAACUACCCCGGUGGCUACGAAUGCAGCUGCAGAGCUGGCUACAGGCUGCACCCGGAUGGAUGUGGCUGUGAUGACAUUGAUGAGUGCCUGGCGGAGACCUCAAGCUGUGAGCAUUACUGCGUCAACACCCUGGGAACAUACGAGUGUUUCUGUCGACUGGGCUUCCGCUUGGAUCAAGACCAGCGCUCUUGUAUUUCUCUGUAUGAAGAACUUGAAGAGGAAGAGGAGGAAGAAGAAGAAGUGGAGGAGGAGGAGGAGCAGCUAGAGGUUGACAGAUUACCAGACCUGUUGUACCGCAAGGCCCCACAGCUGCUGCAGUACACUGCUGCCUUGCGCUCCCGUUAUGGCAGCGAUAAUGAUGAUGGUAGUCACGGUGGUGACAGUGAAAGAGAAAUAGAGAUCCAGAGGGAGCGCAGGGGAGAGCUCAGACUGGACAGCCACAUAGUGUGCCUUGAUGGCUCGUUCGGGGAGGACUGCAGUAUGAGCUGUAAAGACUGCGUCCAUGGAGCCUGUGGUGAAAGCAAAGACAGAUGUGACUGUUCACCUGGCUGGACUGGAACCAUCUGCAGUGAAACUUGUCCACAGGGUCGGUACGGACAGGACUGUAAUGGAGUCUGCGGCUGUCAGAACGGAGGCUUCUGUGACCCUGUGACUGGAAAGUGUUCGUGCCCCCUCGGGGUGAAAGGCCUGCUCUGCGAGGAUGGUUGUCCCAGGGGUUACUUUGGUUGGAAUUGCAGAAGAAAGUGCAGCUGUCCUAAUAAUGGACCCUGCCACCGUCUGUACGGAGCCUGCCUGUGCUCUCCAGGAUUAUAUGGCCGUUUCUGUCACUUGCUUUGUCCCAGGUGGACCCACGGCGCAGGCUGUUCCAAGGAAUGUGGCUGUGUUCAAGAACAUUCCACUGGCUGUGACCCCAAGACGGGGAUCUGUUUCUGUAAGGCUGCAUACCACGGGCCACAGUGUGAGAAAGAAUGUGAUCCGGGCUUCUUCGGCGCCGGCUGUGAGCAGCCCUGCGACUGUCCACGCGGAGGGUUAUGUGACCCCAGGACUGGAGAAUGCAGACAAAGCUGCCCAGCAGGCCUGCACGGAGACCACUGUCAGCAGGUCUGCCAAGCUGGAAGCUUUGGACCAAACUGUGAGCAGACCUGUGACUGCAGAGGAGCUUCCUGUGAUCCUGUUACUGGACAGUGCGUCUGUCCUGCUGGGAAGACAGGACGCUCAUGCCAGGAAGACUGCCCUGAUGGAUUGUGGGGGUUAAAGUGCCAGUCCUUGUGUCCUGACUGUGAGAACGGAGGCUCCUGCAACAAGCAGACCGGUGUGUGUGACUGCAAGCCCGGCUUCAUGGGGAACUACUGUCAGGAUGCAUGCGGUCCUGGUUUCUGGGGCCGGGGCUGCAUCAGUCCAUGCCAGUGCCAGACCAGUGCUCUGGGCUGUGACCCGGCCACUGGUCAGUGUGCGUGUGAAGCCGGAUAUACCGGGGAUCACUGUGAAAACAAGUGUGUGAAUGAGCGUUACGGUCAAGGCUGCGCCCACCAGUGUCAAUGUCAGAACGGGGCUCACUGCGACCACGUGACUGGAGCCUGCACCUGCUCUCCUGGAUACGCCGGCACUUUCUGCGAAAAGGUGUGCCCGGACGGCUUUUACGGGCUUGACUGUGGCCAGAUGUGCGAGUGCAGGAACGGUGCCCGCUGCCACCACAUCACAGGAGCCUGCCUGCGCACCGCCGGCUGGGCAGGACCACACUGCAUUCUGGUCUGCCCUGCCGGCAUGUUUGGACAGAACUGCAGCCUGCCGUGUCGGUGCUCCGGAGGCCAGGAGCAGUGCCAUCCUGCGACGGGGAAAUGCAGCUGCCUACCUGGUUACUAUGGAGCAGGCUGUGAGCUGCGAUGCCGAGCUGGAACUUUUGGACCAAACUGCAAGUCCCGGUGCAGCUGUGUCAACGGAGGCCGCUGCGACUUCAGGACCGGGGCGUGUUACUGUCCUCCUGGUUUUAUUGGCGCAAAUUGCAGCUUCAGUUGUCCUCGUGGAUACUACGGAAAAGACUGCGCUCAGCUGUGCUCCUGUGGUGAGGAAGGACAGUGCCACUCAGUGACUGGAAGGUGUAUCUGUGGCCCUGGCAGGAUGGGACGAUCCUGCCAACAAGCCUGUCCUAGGGGGCGCUAUGGCCUGCAGUGCAGAAACACGUGCAGCUGUCAGAAUGGUGGUUUAUGUGACCCUGUUAAAGGAUCCUGCCAGUGUGGGCUGGGCUGGAGCGGACCCCGCUGUGACACAGCCUGCUCACAGGGAAAAUAUGGGCUUGAUUGUGCGCAGGACUGUCCAUGCCUGAACAAAGGGACCUGCGACCGUUUCACCGGCAGCUGCAGCUGUACUGCUGGAUACUAUGGCCACUCCUGUCAGCACAAGUGUCCACCUGGGUAUUUUGGAGUGAACUGUGCCCAGACCUGUGACUGCCAGGUUGGACAAACAUGUGACCAUGAGACAGGAAAGUGUGUGUGUCCACCGGGCUUCUAUGGGUCACAAUGCCAAAGACAGUGUGAAGCUGGCAGCUUUGGAUCAAGCUGUGUGCAGACGUGUGACUGUGCAGGAGAGGCUCCAUGUGAGGCGACCACAGGACGAUGUCUCUGUCCGCCGGGGAGAACGGGACACAGAUGUGAAAAAAGCUGCGGUGGAGAGCGUUUCGGCCCCGACUGCUCCCUGCUGUGCCGCUGCUCCCACGGGGCGCGCUGCGACGGGCUGAGCGGGCGGUGCCUGUGUCCGGGCGCCUGGCUCGGCCCGACGUGUAGUGAAGCGCUGCUGCACCAAACCCCAGGAGCGCCGAACUUCUCCGCAGCCCUCAGAAAGAGAAGAGCGGGCAGCAAAACCACAUAACCCCCGAGCAGAGGCGCGGACUCCCGCCUGGACACUGGAGCUCGGGGCUCGGCUCAGUGAAGCGCGACUCGGAUCGUCUCGAUGAAGGUGAUGUCGGUGCUAAAAUGUCCGGUGGGACCGGCCGUCAGCUGACCGGCGCUCUACCACCAAGCCUGAAACUCAAGACAAUCAGCCAGCGGUCCUGACAAGCGAGAGGCUCUCAGAGGACCACGAACUCCACCUGUCUGUCCAACAUUUAAAAUGCCAAGUGGUGGAAACAACAAAUACCUGCAAGGUGUUCGUCACUGGUGAUGAUUCAAAGUGGAUGGUCUGUUUUCCAUUUUGAUUUUUAAUGAAAUGUUAAGAGUUCAGUCUGUGAACAUUUUGAUUGGGCGCCUGCAGUGUCUGUACAAUUUAAACAGUGAAGAUAAAAACAAAAGAUGAGCAUCAUUUCUGGUGAAAAUAUGUAUGAUAAUAAUAGAUAUGUUUGGAACAAAUUUAGGAGUACAUCUAUAUUUACAUCACAAUAAAACAAUAAACAACACAAUAAAACAAUAAACAACCCCCCCCCCAAAAAAAAAAAAAAAAAAAAAUAAAAUAAAAAUCCCAAAUCUCCCUAACAGUUUAUUUCAGGUAUUUGUUAGCAGACUAGUUUAAACUUGAAUAUUGCUCACUUGAAACAGGAGAACACUUAAAGUUUUGCUCAAUUUAAUUUUCUUAUGUAAUGAUGACAUAAUUUAUUGCCCUUUUAUUCAGCGUAACAGUUCAUUCUGUCUGAAAUGAGCACUUUGUUCUCUUUAAAAGUACAUCGUAUAAUCUUUUAUUGUAUCAUGAAGUUGCAGAUUUGUUUUGUCAUGCCAUAUCAUGCGCGGUGUAAGAUGGUGCAGUGAGUUUACUUAUUUUUCUACAUUUGGGCCAAGAACAGAAGAAGCAGCAGCUGCAGACCCGAAUUAACAGAGAACAACAGUCUAAUCUAGCUGAAGCGCUUUGUAACAACUAACAGCAGAAACUCUGAGGAACAGCGACGACUACUACUACUACUACUACUACGACCACCCAGUACAGAAAAAUGACAUUUCAAUCUUCCGUGCUUUUAUUGUUGAGGCCUCCUUCCUUCAAGCCUCCUUUUCAUUAGAGUCGAUGCUGUUGAUAUGUUGAAUUUUGUAUUUAUACACAAGCUCCACUGAUUCAGGUGAGCUGAGGUUCUGCUCCUAUAAACCCAGUCCAAAGUCUGAAUAUCAUUUUAAUUUUUCUUUUGUUGUCGUUUCAUGUGUAUAUCCAUCACAACAGUAUGUUUGACAGUCAUCAAAUUCAUGUAGCAGAUGCUUUGAUUAGUGACACAAGAAUUUAAAUAGGUGACAGACUUUUCAACCUCUGUCACAUUUGUUAUCUGUUAUAUCUGUCUAUCUUGAUUUGAUGUUUUUAAUUCACCUGUUCUAAAAGUUUCAUUCACAAUGGCCAAGGCUUUUCGUAUUGUCGCGCUGUGUGCUGGUUCUGUAACCUCUGCUGAUGUUUUGUAAUAGUAUUUUGAUCCAGUAUGUAGAUUACAUUAAGUAUCAUUUUUCAAGCCAUUUCCACGCAAAGACACAUUCUGAUAACUCACACUACAGUUAUAGUUCAUUUUCAUUUUGUAUGAUUGAGAGUGGUAUAAACUGUUCUGGGUCAUGUCUCAGGUCAUUUCCAGUUAU
This is a messenger RNA of Salarias fasciatus (jewelled blenny), 5595 nucleotides long. It is a transcript of the gene egfem1, whose product is annotated as EGF-like and EMI domain containing 1. The record is from RefSeq and is a predicted model, not a curated record. NCBI's taxonomy places the organism in Eukaryota, Metazoa, Chordata, Actinopteri, Blenniiformes, Blenniidae. The transcript is spliced from 31 exons. Bases 11 to 3928 code for a protein of 1305 amino acids. Gene Ontology annotation, molecular function: protein binding; calcium ion binding.